Fusarium subglutinans is the source of this 999-nucleotide messenger RNA. RefSeq lists its product as uncharacterized. The record is from RefSeq and is a predicted model, not a curated record. Gene Ontology annotation, cellular component: cytoplasm. Lineage: Eukaryota; Fungi; Ascomycota; Sordariomycetes; Hypocreales; Nectriaceae. Bases 1 to 999 code for a protein of 332 amino acids. Gene Ontology annotation, molecular function: oxidoreductase activity. The transcript is spliced from 4 exons.
AUGGUGGGCCAUAAAGCCCAUGAGACUCUUACGCUAGCACUGACAAUUGAAGGUGGUCACCUCAAGCCAGACUCAUAUAACGCGAUUUCUGCGUACGCGUCUGAGUAUGGGAUAGAAGCCGCCGCAGAGGUUGCAUCCUUCGAGGCUGCAAAUGUUGAAGAUGCGGUCGACGUGCAACUCUCCACUGGCCAUCAGCGUCGCAUCAAGGAAGGCUAUGAUAAGCUUAUUGCUGCUGGACUCGAAAGGACCAAGGAUACGCUCAGCGUUAAGGAGAAGGAUGCAGAAAUGGUCAUUCUUUAUGUUUUCGAGACUCAAGAUGCCACUGGUCAAUAUAUCUUACGUACCAGCAGCGGCGAAGUCAGAGCGCGAAAGGUUGUUUUCGCAACAAAUGCCUACACAAGUUCUCUGCUUCCCGAAUACAAAAGCAAGAUCAUUCCGUAUCGCGCCGUAUGCAGUCGGAUCAAAACCCCGGGGCCACAUCCUCUGCUCACUAAUACCUACGCGCUUCGAUUCUCAGACUGGAACUUUGACUACUUGAUCCCUCGGCUAGAUGGAAGUAUCAUAGUUGGCGGAGCACGAGAUGCGUAUAUCAGAUUAGUUGACUCAUGGUAUGGCAACGUUGAUGACACUCAAGUCAUUGAUGAGGCGCGAUCCUACUUCGAUGGCUACAUGCAGAGGCAUUUCCAUGGAUGGGAGGAUAGUGGGGCGUAUGUUGACGACAUUUGGACUGGAAUCAUGGGGUAUUCUUCCCACCGGCUCCCUCGAGUAGGGCCUAUACCCGGCCGACCAGACAUGUUUAUCAUGGGAGGCUUCACUGGCCAUGGUAUGCCGCAAAUCUACCUGUGCGGACAAGCUAUGGCCAAGUUUCUCCUCACAGGCGCUUCAUUCAAAGGGACUGGUUUGCCCCGAUUAUUUGAAGAAACGCAGGCCCGCUUAGAAGACCCGAGAGACAGAGUGCUGGAGUUGUAUGGUUCGGUUCUCAGUCCUUCAAAACUAUAA